UCGAUACUGUAGUCGCAGUAAGUCUCAUCGUUUCUACAGCGAAUCACACUACUUUCAGAGUUUUUUUCGAAAACCUUUUCUUUCACGAAUCAAAGAUGGACCCAUAUUAUAUUAAUGUCAAUCUUAAAUUAGCCUUGUUCUCAAUCAUCAUCGCAUUUUAUUUCACGGCUCGGUCAGUCGAGGCUGAAUUACCCAACGAGAAUAUCAUGAAGGCGGCAUCGUGUUUAAGGGAAGUCUUGGGCGAGAAGAUCGUAGAAAAAUCCUCGAAAAAAAUUGGAGAUACUUUAACAGAUGGAGAAUAUUUAAAAGUUCACUGCGAUGAAGUUUUUGACGGAAAGUUUUAUGCAUUGAUCAAAAAUAAAGCUCCUGAAGACUACGACGGAACAAGCAUAAAAAAAUGUCUGGCGAAGACAAAUAGUGAAAAAUUAUUUCAGGAAUACGUUGAUUCUGCAGAAUUGGACCAAAAUGACGAUGAAGAGCCUAAAGAGGGAUCCGAAACUGUUCAGACAAAGGAAUACGUUGAUUCUGUAGCAUUAAACCAAAAUGACGAUCAGAAGCCUAAAGAGGGAUCCGAAACCGUUCAGACAAAGGAAUACGUUGAUUCUGUAGAAUCAAACGAAAGUGAAAGUCAAGAGCCUAAAGGCAGAUCCGAAACUAUUCAGGAAACAUUAGAAAGAAAUUUAAAAUUAUCUAAAACUCCACUUAUGAAGUUCUACAAGGGAGCAUGUAAAGUGGACAUCAAACCCAUUAACUUCAAUUCUUUGAAAGAUGAAAAAGAAAAAGAAAUGACGGUGCAAUGUUUGGCAAAAUGUGCCAAUAAAUUCUUAAUCAGACUUCAACGUAAGUUGAUAGUUGCGAGAGACCAAGCCCUAAAGUCGACACUAAAUGAAGUGAUAUUGAAAAAGGAAGAAAUUGAAAAGCUGAAAAAUAUUCUAAAGCCUUCAAAGGAAUUGACCACAGAAAAAUUUUAUGCGGCACUCAAAGAAGCUAAUGAACCAUUGAGUAUCGAUCGGAUCUCCCAAAUUGGAAAGGAAUACCUGAUCUCUUACAAUGGCCUAUACUACAAUUUAGAUAGGUACAUAGAUGAUAUGGUUAGGUUUUCUACUGAAUUGGUACACAUCGACCACCAUUUAAAUUCUAUGCGAUCACUAUAUCAAGACUGUGCUAAACUAGAAUGUGCCAUGGAUACAAACAGUACUCCAUUAAUUGGUUUAAUUAAAUCUGCAACCCAAAAUUCCUAUUGGACAAUCUUAAAGGCGUUUGAAAAUGAUACAGAAGACGUGAAGAAUUGGAUGGACUUACAUAUUGGCGAUUGGUGGAAAUUUUGCCAAACUUUGAUGAUAGACUAAAGUUACGAUCACUUUGCCAAAAGAAAAUCUCUCGCUUAUAAUCAAGAUUCAAUUAUGUAGUUUUUAAUAUUAUUCCUACCACAAUAAAUUUUCAAGUACCUAGAUACCUAAUUAUAUUUUUCUGUCCAUUUUCAUCAUUUAAUAUUAUGUUAUUAAGUAAUUGGUAUUAUUGUUAAGAUAAUAAAUAUGCAUAUAGAUAUAAUUUUUAUAUUAUAAAACUCAUCAAUAAAUUCUUCAUUUUCAAAGCUC
Planococcus citri (citrus mealybug) is the source of this 1598-nucleotide messenger RNA. RefSeq lists its product as uncharacterized. Lineage: Eukaryota; Metazoa; Arthropoda; Insecta; Hemiptera; Pseudococcidae. Bases 96 to 1349 code for a protein of 417 amino acids. The record is from RefSeq and is a predicted model, not a curated record. The transcript has 15 exons.